CCGGCCGGGGGAGCGUCGGGCCGGGGCCAUGCCAUGCCCGUAGGGAGAGAUGCCUUUUGGAAAUGGAGACACUGGAUCACAGCGCAAACAUGGCGUCCCCGCGGCGCGGCUGCCCUUCUCGGGUUGGUGUCUGCUGUGUUCCCUGCUGUGCGGGGGGCUGGCGGCGGCCCGGGCACCCCCGGUCCCCGCUUGCCAGCCCUGCGCCGCCGACUGUACCUGCACCGGCCCCGCCUGCCUCGUCAACUGCUCGGCCCGCGGGAUGGAGCGCCCGGGGACCGGCGUCCCCCCCGCCGCCACGGCGCUGGAUCUUUCCAAUAACAAGAUCGGUGAUUUAGAUGUCCAGAUGUUCGAAAGCCUGACUUCUCUGGCACAACUAGAUAUAAGCCACAACCAGAUUUCUACAUUAGAAGAUGGAAUAUUUGAUAAUUUAUUUAAUUUAAGUGAAAUAAACUUAAGUUGGAAUCCAUUUGUUUGUGACUGCAAACUUUCCUGGUUGCCCCGUUGGGUGGAAGACAGAAAAGUGAAAGUUAUUCAGGCGUCAGAUACGAGAUGCUCCCACCCUCCCGAGGUGGCAAACCUGUCCCUCUUCGAUGUCUCCUUCGUCAAUGCCACUUGCGGAGCUCAAUACAUAACGUGUCUGACAAGCAACCACACAGAAGGGGCUGAAUUUGUCAUCCUCUUCACGUCUGUUCACCCUGGGAAUCUCACUGAGGAGACCUGCAGUGCUCUCUGUUACGCCGAAGACCAGGAGUAUGGAGCUUUCAGCACCGAGGGGCAGUGUUUGUGUGGUACUGCCCAUGAAACAAACUUUUCCACCGGUUGUUUGCCAUUUUGCACUGAGCAUUUAUCCGGGCAGGCCUGUGAUGGCCCAUCACUUGUCCCCUCUCCCUUCCAGGCACAUCUGCCUGUGUCUUUCAGAGGACUCCAGCCCCGGUACAGCCUACACCAGGCCGUGCUCUUCAACGUCAGUAUUCCCAUUGCUGUCAGCACUUUACUGUGGGAAUUUGGGGACCAGACAGAGGUUCUCAACACCACUGGAAACGCAGCUGUCCACGUGUAUGCCUUACCUGGGCGGUACAAUGUCACUGCCACCAUCUUUGUGGGCACCAAGGUCUUACACGUGCAGGCCGAAAUUGAGGUGGUGGCUUCACCCCAGCAGUUAGAACUGCAGUGUCCUUCUUUGGUCAAGACAAACGAGAGUCUGGACAUACGGAUCCGCAACAGAGGCGGCACUGGCCUCACGGUGUCAUAUGGCAUCACCGCAGAGGCUGCAGAGCUGGGCAGAGCGGUUCACCCCCUGUGCCCCCCUGAUGGCUUGGUUUUCCUGGGCAAUAACCACUGUUACCAACUGGUGGUGGAGAAGGCUGAGUGGCUGGAGGCCCAGCAGCACUGCCAGAAGCAUGGCAACGGAGAGCUGGCCUUUGUGAGCAGCCCCGAGAUCCAGAGCUUCUUGGUCGCUCAUGUCAUCAGGAGCCUCGAUGUCUGGAUUGGAUUCAAUGAUUUUGCAAGCACUGGAGCACAGCAAAGAGGCGAAGGAUUUAAUCUGGAGAGCUGUCAGAACUGGCUGCCAGGAGAACCGCAUCCGUCAAACGCCGACCACUGUGUCCGCAUGGGCCCGACGGGCCAGUGCAACACGGACCUGUGCAUGGCCAAGCACAGCUACGUCUGCGAGUACAAGCCAAAAGGAGUUCUCUUAAAUGCCAAAAACUUCUUUGUGGGAGACCCUGUGUUUCACACACACGAGGCUGUGAAAAAUGUGGCAGAAGAUGUGCUGUCAGCUCCGUGGCAAGCUGUGGAGGUGAUGGUGUUCCCUGAGCUGGCAUUCAGGCACGGGGGAUAUUUGACUGCCCUGGAGUUUGUGACACAGGAACUGCGUCAACCCGUUCAAGUGAGGUUCCAGGUGCACAGACCGAUCCAUGGAGAAGACUACCAGGAGGGAAAAAAUGCUUCAGAACCGUUCGACACUGCUCAGGGUGAUGGGAACUGGACGUUACUUGAAUGUCCUCCUGGUUUCGAAUGGUGUCAUUUGACUGAUUUGUGCUCAUCACUAAACAACUGCUGCAACGCGACCGAGUGUGCCAACAGUUCUCUUGCCAGCAGCCCUACCCCCGUUUCCCUUCAGCACAGUGAAAGCCAGCUCAGCUAUGAACUCGUCAAGGAAUUUCUCUUUACAAUACCAGCUGGCCCUUCUUCCCAGUACCUGGUCACAUUCAGAAAAGAAAGUAUUUUUGUCAGGGCUGAGGAUGUCUUCAGUAUCCAGCACAACGCAGGCUUGGGCUUACUCCUCCAGUGCCAACCAAGUACCACAUCCCCUUACAGAACCAGCAUCUUAAGCGUGAACUCUUCAGCGUGGGCACUUGGCCUGUCUGACAGCCCCAUCGGUGCCACCUGGAUGAACGACACUGUUUGUUCUCUCCGAGUUCGCUACGCCGAGGAGCAACUGGUCCCGGUGAUCAGCCCCCACAACGCGGGGCUGGAGCAUCCAGGUCGCUACGCGGUCAGAGCCAGCGUGGACAACGGGGUCUUCAGCACCAACCUGUCUUGCAGUUUCUGGGUGACGUCCUGGGUGGCAGGCCUGCGUGUCAUCCACCCCGCUCCUCAAGGCGGCAAGGUCUACCUGCCCUCCAACCACACCACCCUGGUUGUCAAACUCUCCGCAGGGGUGAAUGCCACGGCUCGCUGGCUGGGGGACAACCACACCUUCCCCUUCGAGGGGUCCUGCCCGGCGGCUGUUGCGCCGCUGACGGCGGACUGUGCCAGGGAGACCAACGACACCUGGUUUGCUGUGGUCACCCUGAGCGGCCUGCGGGAGGGGGUGAGCACCCACGUGCUUGUUGCGGACAACGCCGUCAGCUCCCAGAACGUCACCGUCACGGUGAAAGUGGAGGAGCCCAUCCGCGGGCUGCGGGCCACCCCACACCCUGAGAGCAGAGUCCUGCUAAAUACGCUAGUGAGCUACGUCCCUGUGAUGGAAGCUGGGUCAGAUGUGACUUUCCGAUGGACAGUAGAUGAUAAGCCAUCUUUCACUUUUUACAAUAUUGUCUUCAACGUUAUCUACCAAAGCCCAGCUGUGUACAAGCUUUCGCUCACCGCCUCCAACCACGUCAGUAACUUUACAGUCAAUUACAAUGUCACGGUGGAGAUGAUGAAUAAGAUGAAGAACCUGACUGUGUUGGGUGUCCUGCCGGUCCUCCCUCAGAACAGCACCGUGGAGCUUACAGCAAGAGUCCAGGUUGAUUCAGCUGUGGAUGCUAUGUUCCUGUGGGAUUUUGGAGAUGGUGUCCAGGAGACAUACCUGUUCAAGCCUCCCUACAACAAGUCUUUCCUUGUUCCUGAUCCCAGUGUCCAUGAGGUUGUAAUUGAGCACAAUGUUUCACACGUCUAUCAAGACCCAGGCGAAUACGCCCUGGUGGUGCUCGUGUCGAACCAGUUCGAGAACCUCACCCACUUGACCCCGGUUCACAUCCACAGUUACCUGAUUGAUGUGAAGAUCGAAGUAGAGGAGAAUGUUCUAGUCGUGAGCCGUCCAGUCACCUUCAGAGCCAAUCCACUGCCAUCUCCUUAUGGCGUCGUGUACACCUGGGACUUUGGGGAUGGGUCCUCACUGUUCACAGAGAGCCAGGCUCCAGUGACAUACAGCUACCCCAGAAGAGGGGUAUACAACAUCACUGUGACGGCGAACAAUACCCUAAGCAGUGUGGAGACAGUUGAGUGCUACCAAGUGUUUGAAGAGAUAACUGGGCUCCGUGUGUCCGCAGGUGAGGCGGCAGAGCUGGGAGCAUCUGUGACCAUUAAUGCUUCAGUGCAGACGGGGGACAGUGUCACCUGGAUAUUCGAUAUGGGGGACGGGACGGUGCUGAGGAGUCAGGUGCCAGUGGUGGAACACGUGUACAUAAAGGACAUCAACUGCACUGUGAAUGUGACAGCUGUGAAUCCUGUGAAUUCCAUCUCCCAGACUGUGCCUGUUCGGAUAUUUGUCCUGGAAGUACUCAAAAUAGAGCCUACUUCUUGCAUCCUUGAGCACCCGGAUGUGCAGCUCACUGCAUACGUGACGGGGAAUCCUGAUGAAUACAUCUUUGAUUGGACUUUUGGAGAUGGCUCGUCCAAUGUCACUGUCAGUGGGGACCCUGUGGUGAUGCACAACUUCACCCGAAGCGGGACAUUCCCCCUCUCCCUGACUCUCUCAAGCAGGUUUAACAAGGCUCACUAUUUCACCAGUGUCUGUGUGGAGCCAGAGAUAGUGAAUGUCACCCUUCUCCCUUCCAAGAAGUUUGUGAGGCUUGGUGAAGAGAGCAGCUUCCAGGUCAGUGCCGUGCCUCUCUACCAGUACCGCUACCGCUGGGAUUUCGGGAACAACGAGUCCACUAGAUCGAGUGGGACUGAAGUGACCUACACCUACAAGAACACAGGGGUCUUCCUGGUCACGGUGACCGUCUCCAACAAUGUCUCUUUCAACAACGACACAGCGUUUGUGGAGGUCCAGGAACCAGUUGGGGUAGCAAAGAUUGAAUAUAAUGGGACAACUGUUUUGGAGCUGAACCAGAUCUACCUGUUCUCUGCCAGUAUGAAUGGAACCAAAGUGAGUUACUGUUGGGACUUUGGAGAUGGCACUACGCAGCCCGGCCAGAUCGCGACCCACACCUACAACGACACGGGCCAUUACACUAUUAGCGUGACGGGCCGGAACGAUGUGAGCUUUAAUGAGACCAUCAUUGACGUCACCGUGAAGCGUCGGCUUCAGGGGCUGACCAUCAACGCCAGCAGGACAGUGGUGCCGUUAAAUGGCUCGGUGAGUUUCGUAGCCACGCUUGUAGCUGGCAGUGCCAUCCGCUACUCGUGGAUCCUCUGUGACCGGUGCACUCCUAUCCAAGGCUCCUCCACAAUUUCCUACACUUUCCGCUCCGUGGGCACAUUCAAUGUCAUUGUGACAGCGGAGAACAAGAUCAGCUCGUUGCAGGACAGCAUCUACGUCUACGUCCUGGAGCAGAUUGAAGGCCUGCAGGUGGCUAGCAGUGACCUGGUGGAAGACAUGUAUUUCCCAACCAACAAAACCCUCCAUUUGCAGGCAGUGGUGAGAGAGGGAACAAACAUCUCUUACAGCUGGGUAGCCCAAAGGGACGGCAAUGCCGUGCAGACCUUCACUGGGAAAACCUUCUCCUUGAGCAUCUUAGAAGCUGGAAACUACACUGUCUAUCUGAAAGCCACUAAUAUGCUGGGGUGCGCAACUGCCAACAGGACACUGGAGUUCAUUGAAAGCAUUGGUCUUCUAAAGCCUUAUGCCUUCCCCAACCCAGUUGCUAUUAAUGCCUCUGUUAACAUAAGUACCACCAUAACCAGCGGCACUGGCAUCACAUAUGUUUGGUACCUAGAAGAUGGCUUCUCUUCUGUCACCUCUGAACCCUUUAUUAUACACUCCUACCAAAGCCCUGGCCUGAUAGAGGUCAUCGUUGGAGCAGAAAACAAGCUGGAUUCAGCCAAUGCAACAAUUAAUAUCUGUGUAGAGGAGGUGAUAGAGGGGCUGAGCAUAGGGACUGCAGAACUGGACUGUAGAUACGUCUCGUCAGGCUCCACGGUGGUCUUUGAGGGGGAGCUGCAGAAAGGCACUGAAGUGACAUGGCUUUGGGAGGUGCCAAAUGGCACAUUGACUGGCCAGUCCGUGGCAGUCAUGUUCCCCACAGCAGGGUUUUAUACAGUCUACCUGAAUGCAUCGAAUGACAUCAGCUGGGCUCUGGCCAGCAGGAAUAUCUCAGUGCUGGACAGGAUUCAAGGAUUGGAAAUCAUUGCCAGCAAGAAGGUGGUAGAGCCAGGGGAACAGGUCACCUUUGUGAUCAGGAUGUUGUCAGGUACUUCGGUGAGUUACCUGGUGAGCAUAAGCGGGGACUACUCUGUGGUGCUCAACGGGUCCAAGUACACGCAUGAGUUCACCAAGAGCGGCGAUUAUUUGGUGACUGUGACGGUGCAGAACCAGAUCAGCAUCGCACAUGCCCAGGUGCUCAUCUCUGUCCUGGAGGCCAUCCGCGAUGUCAGGCUCCUGAACUGCUGUGAGGAAGGCAUACCCACGGGCACGGAGAAGAGCUUCAGUGCCCAGGUGGGGAGCGGUUCCCGCGUCUCAUUCUCCUGGCAGUUCUCCUUGUGGAAACUGCAAGGUCGAUCCGUGGUCACUACGGCAGGAGAGAGUGUUUCCUACACUCCAGAAGCUGCAGGGCUGCUCGAGAUUCACCUGAAUGCCUUCAAUGACUUGGGCGGUGUCAAUAUCACCAGAACCAUCCAGGUCCAAGACCCGAUAGUCCAGGUCUCCCUCACAGCCUCCAAUGCCUUUGUCAACAGGACAGCACUGUUUGAAGCAGCAGUGGUGCCCAGCAGCAGGAGCGUUGAGUUCUUGUGGACCUUUGGGGAUGGCUCUUCCACUCAAAUCACCAGGGUUGCAGUGGCCAACUAUUCUUACCUGAGCCCUGGGGAUUACCUGGUGGAGGUGAAUGCCACCAAUCUCAUCAGCUUCUUCAUAGCCCACCUCACCGUCACUGUCAAAGUCCUGGAGUGCGAGGAGCCAGAGGUGGAGUUAGCCUUGCCCCCUCAAGUAGUCAUGAAGCGGUCCCAGAGGAACUACCUAGAGGCACAGAUUGACCUCCGAGGAUGCAUCAAGUACCAGACGGAGCACCUGUGGGAGAUCUACCAAGCACCCAGCUGUAUGAACUUGGACGACUCCAGCAGGAUCCGUCUGCCGAACGUUGAUGUGAACAGGCCCCAGCUAGUUAUACCGAAGCUUGCCCUCGAAGUUGGGAACUACUGCUUCAUCUUUAUUGUCUCCUUUGGAGAUACCCCACUGUCCAAAAGCAUUUUUGCCAAUGUAACUGUCAUACCAAGUAAGCUGGUCCCAAUCAUUGAUGGGGGGUCAUACCGUGUAUGGUCCAACACUCAGGACUUAAUCUUGGAUGGGGAGAAGUCCUAUGACCCGAACUUGGACGAUGGCGAACAGACUCCGUUGUUAUACGAUUGGUCUUGCACAUUCUCCUCCAAGAGCUCGGCUGCAGGGUGCUCUCUGAAUUUCAGUGCCAAGGAAGGAAUUGUCACAAUUUCCAAAGCUGUAUUAGAAGCAGAUGUGGAGUAUACGUUCGACCUCACCGUCAGGAAGGAGGGUAUGAGUCCCGAGGCAACAAAUCAAACCGUAUUCAUCAAGAGGGGAGGAGUCCCUAUCGUGUCCCUGGAGUGCGUUUCCUGCAAGGCUCAGUCUGUCUAUGAAGUUAGCAAGAGCUCCUAUGUCUACCUGGAGGGGACCUGCCAGAACUGUCACAACGACUCCAAGCUUGGGAGAUGGGCAGCACACAGCUUUAAAAACAAGUCGCUCAUCCUGGACAAAAAAACUACCUCCACUGGCGACACCGGAAUGAACCUGGUCUUGAGGCAAGGGGCACUGAAGGACGGGGAGGGAUAUACUUUUACCCUUCACAUCACAGACCUCACAACGGGGGAGGAAGGAUUCGCCUCCAUCGACCUGCUCCCAAACCAGCCGCCCGUCGGCGGGUCCUGCCGGCUGUCUCCCAGGGGACCCCUCAGGGCGCUGAUGGCGAAGGUGCACUUCGAGUGUGCAGGCUGGCGAGACACAGAGGACGCGGAGGGCCCGCUGGUGUACAUCCUCCUGGCAUCCCGCCGCAGGGCCGGGCACUACCACGAGUUCUGCGUGUACAAGGGCAGCCGUGCCGAGCACAGCGCCUUCCUGCCCCCGGGCUUUCACGAGAGCGGCUUCCUGGUGUCCGUGGCGGUCCUUGUUCAGGACCAGCUGGGAGCCACCGUGGUGGCCGUUAACCGCUCCAUGGAAAUCAGCUUACCCGAGGGGUUCCCCAGCCUCUCCCACUGGCUCUACAAUCAAACUGACACUGUGCUCCAGGGCUUGGUGAAACAAGGGGACCCUCAACAGGUCAUCGAGUACUCUCUGGCCCUCAUCACCAUCUUAAAUGAGUACGAGCGAUCCAUGCUUCCAGAACCUGAAACUGGGAAUGAAUUUGAACUCCGGACCUGGACUCGUAACAAUAUCACAGAAACCUUGAACUCGCUGAACGUGAACACAGUCGACGAUAUCCAGCAGAUCUCAGCUGCCUUGGCGCAGUGCACGGUCGUGAGCAAGGAGCUGGUUUGCAAGUCAUGCCUGACAAGGACCUUGAAUAAGCUGGAGACCAUGAUGACCAUUCUGCAAGGGGAAACGACCCAGGGCACUGUGACACCAACGGGCAUCGCCGACAACAUCCUCAACAUCACAGGUGACCUAAUUCACCUCGUCAAUACGGUUUCCCAAGAAUCCAAGCCCCAGGAGCUGCUCGCUGACUCCCACAAUUUGCUGCUAGCUCCCAAAGCCUACAACCUGUCUUCCAGCCUGAUGCGCAUCCUCAUGAAGUCUCGAGUGCUGAACGAAGAGCCCCUUGAGCUGGUGGGAGGCGAAAUUAAGGCCACAGGCAAGCGGUCUGAUCCCUUUAACUUGCUUUGCUACGAAAACACUCCAAACUGCCAGUUCUCCAUCCCCCAGGCAUUCAACACCACCCUUUCCAACCUGACGGAUGUCGUUCAAGUCAUGUUUCAAGUGGACUCCAAUCCUUUCCCUUUUGGUUACAUCAGCAACUACACCGUGUCCACAAAGGUCGCCUCCAUGGAGUUUCAGACACACAACGGCGUGCAGAUCCCCAUUGGGAGCCUGGACUCGGAGAAAGCCAUCACUGUAAUGGUGUCAAACAACACAGAUGCUGACAAUCUCUCUGCUGGCACUGAAGUCGUUGAGGCAAGAACGUCUGUGAACCUAAUUGUGACUAUGGAGAGCAACAACAGAGAAGCAGGACUGCACUUCCAGCUCACUUACAGAGUCCUGAAUGAUCACUACAUUGCAAGCGAGCCUGAGCCCUUCAUCAUGGCUUACCUCCAUCACGAACCAGAGCCCAACGAGCACAACUGCAGUGCCUCUAAGAAAAUCGGCCUGGAUGCCCUGGCUGGAAGUGACCACAAGCUCUACACCUUCUUCACCUCACCCAGAACUGAUGACACCAUCCAGAAAUACUACUUCAACAUCACAAACCAUUUCAGCUGGUCCCCGGUGGAGGUGACUCUGGGGCUGUACACCUCCCUCUGCCAGUACUUCAGCGAGCAGGAGAAACGCUGGAAGACAGAAGGCAUCAUCCCGCUGGAAGAGACCAGGCCAGACCAGGCUGUGUGCUUAACCCAGCACCUCACCGCUUUUGGGGCCAGCCUGUUUGUCCCCCCAAACUCCGUCCAGUUCAUCUUUCCUGCUCCAGGCCCAGGUCUCAACUACAUCGUUCUGCUGACGUGUGCCGUCUGCUUCGUGACCUACUCCGUGGCUGCACUGAUCGUGCACAAGCUGGACAUGAUUGACAUCAACCGAGUGGGGGUGAUUCCCUUCUGUGGGAAGAACGGGCUAUACAAAUACGAGAUCCUGGUGAAAACUGGCUGGGGCAGAGGAUCAGGUACCACGGCCCACGUGGGGAUCGCCCUGUAUGGUGUAGACAAUAAAAGUGGUCACAGACAUCUGGAUGGAGAAAACGCGUUCCACCGCAACAGCCUCGACGUGUUUCAGAUCGCAACGGAGCGGAGUCUGGGGAGCAUCUGGCGCAUCCGCAUUUGGCACGACAAUAAAGGACUCAGCCCCUCCUGGUACCUGCAGCACGUCAUAGUCCGGGACCUGCAGAGCAGCAAGAGCUACUUCUUCCUGGUGAACGACUGGCUGUCGGUGGAGAGCGAAGAGAACGACGGCAUGGUGGAGAAGGAGGUUUAUGCUGCCAGUGAGACGGAGCUGAGGAGCUUCUCCCGGAUCUUCGUAGCAGAGUUGCAGCGAGGUUUCUUUGAGAAGCACGUCUGGCUGUCCAUGUGGGACCGCCCGCCUCGCAGCCGCUUCACCCGUGUCCAGAGAGCUACCUGCUGCUCCCUCCUCAUCUUCCUCUUCCUCUGUGCCAAUGCCGUGUGGUACGGCGUGGUGGGGAACAUCCACCUCAGCAACGGGGCCAUUUCCAACCUGAUCCCUGUUAAUGUGGACACAGUGGCUGUUGGUCUGGUGUCCAGCGUGGUGGUCUACCCUCUCUACCUGGUCAUUUUAUUUCUCUUCCGGAUGGCUCGUGGCAAGGUCUCCAUCAACCACACCCUGACUCACUCCGACCAGCAAUCCUUGGAGAUCGACAACUACCUGGACUCCUCGAUCCUCGACAGCUCCUUUCCCACCUUCCCUGGGCUCCGGGCAGAGGCCUUCUCCGAGCAAACCAAAACAGAUUUGUUCUUGGAAGACUCCAAAAGCCUCGUGCGCUGGCCCUCCAGCGAGGCGCUGCUCAGCUGGCCAGACCUCCUCAGCGACCCCUCCAUCAUGGGCAACACCAUCCAGAAGCUGAAGAGAGGCCGGGCCAGCCGCCACCUUGGGCUCGAGGCCCCGUUGGCAACCGAGGAGGACAGCUUGUCACUUGGUGUUCACCAGGGGCAGCCUCGGUAUUUCUCUGCCUCAGACGAGGAUCUGAUCCGGCAGAUCCUGGCGGAUGGAGCCAGCGGCAUCUCCCACUCCCAGGACCUGGGGCCGUACAUGAGGGCUGAAACAGAUCUGAUCUCAGGCCUGUCCAGCGUCUUUGGGGAGAAGGUGGAGACUGUCAUGAUGCAGAAGCUGAACGACAAAGGCCAGAGCAUGGCACCUCCUCCCAGGGAAGUGAGCAGAUCGGCCAAGUCAACCUGGACAGUCGCAGACCAAACGUUCAGGAAGCGCUUGCUGCCACCCUGGUGCUCCUAUCUGGCUCACGGUAUCAGCCUCCUCCUCUUCGCCACCUCCACGGGGGUCUCUGUGUGGAUCGGGGUGGGCUUUUCCUCCAGCGUUGCCCUCAUGUGGCUCAUCUCAGGGAUAUUCAGCUUUCUGGCAUCCUUCUUGGUCUGGGAGCCCCUGAAGGUCCUGCUGGAAGCCCUCUACUUCUCACUGGUCGCCAAGCGCUUGCACCCAGAGGAAGACGAUACCUUGGUGGAGCAUCCCUUUGUGGAGCACGUUUCUGAGAAGAUCAGCAAAGUCCGGCCCCCACAGGGCUUUGCCCUUUUCCAGGCCAAGGAGGAGGCCAGGAAGGUCAAACUGCUCCACAGGAUGCUGAAGAAUUUCCUCAUCUACAUGAUGUUCUUGCUGGUGAUCCUGCUCACCAACUACGGAGACGCCUCCCGCAACAGCAGGGCCUUCCUCUUGCAGAGCUCCAUCAAGCAGCAGCUGGGCAGCAGCGAAUUCCUCCGCAUCAAGAGGUCGGAUCAGUUCUGGGUCUGGAUGUCUCGGGUCUUCCUCCCGUACCUCUACAACAACCGCUCGGGUCAGGAGAGCCACAGCACCACGCUGGGGACGGCCCGGCUGCGCCAGCUCAGGCUGCAGGAAGGCGAGUGCCAGCGCGGCGCCUGGGACAUCCUCCGCGGCGCGGGCAGGGCUGCCAGCAGGAACUGCACCGACCCGCGCAGCUUUUCUACCGCUGACUACGCAGCCGGCUGGGAAAGGGCAGGCGUGAACGUGACGGCAGCGUGGUCCUACUCACCGCCCGACCUGACGGGGGUCUGGUACUGGGGUUACAUCUCUUUCUACGAUAGCAGCGGUUACGUCCAGGAGCUGGGGGCUUCGCUAGAGGAAAGCAGGGCUCAGCUGAAUUUCCUUCAGCAGCACACUUGGAUCGACAACAUGAGCCGGGCGGUGUUUGUGGAGCUGAUGCAGUACAACCCCAGCGUGGACCUGCACGCUGCCAUCACCCUCCAGCUGGAAUUCCUGGGGGCCGGCCAGGCCAUCGCCGCGGUCACCAUCAGCCCCUUCCCGCUGCUGCGGCUCAGCGCGGGGGUCACGCUGCAGCUUCUCAUGAUGGUCUUCCUCAUGAUGUUUGUGGUCUACUUCGUGGUGUCCGAGUCGCUGUCCAUCAAGAAGGAAGGCAGAGCCUACUUCACCCUGUGGGGCAACUACGGCCAGUGGGUUUUCAUCCUCCUCACCACUUGCACCGUGGUGGUGCACCUCAGCCAAGCCACCCUCGCCGACCAGCAGUGGCUCAAGUACCUCAACAACCGCAAAGGUUUCACCAACUUCUACCAGGUGGCCUUCCUCAACACCGUCUUCAGCACCUUGGCUGCAUCCCUCCUCUUCCUCCUGACUGUGCAGGCUGCCCAGCAGCUGCGCUUCGUCCGGCAGUGGUCUGUGUUUGGGAAAACCUUCCAGAAGUCUGCGAGGGAGCUGACUGCUGCAGGGCUGGCGUUCGCCGUCCUCGUCCUGGCCUACGCUCAGCUCGGCUUCCUGCUCUUCUCCUCCUCCUCGGAGUCCUUCCGCAGCGUCGGCAGCAGCCUCCUGCUGCUGUUCGCCAUGCUGCGGGGCAGCGUGAACCUCCGCCCCUGCCUGCCCGAGUCCUCGGGCCUCUACUACCUGUUCUGCACCAGCUACAUCGUCCUGGAGGUGUGGAUCGUGCUGAGGCUCUUCGCCGCCGUGCUUAUCUACAGCUACCGGGAAAUGCACUUCGAGCUGUACCGCCCCGCCUUCGAGCCCCAGGACUACGAGAUGGUGGAGCUCUUCGUGCGCCGGCUGAAAAUGUGGAUGGGCUUCAGCAAAGCCAAGGAGUUCCGGCACAAGGUGAGGUUCGAAGGGAUGGAGCCGCUGCCGUCCCGAGACUCCAGCGACUCCAAGUCCUUCCGGGGCCCCACUCCCAGCGCCGCCUCCGACAGCUCCAGAGCCUCCACCUCCUCCAGCCAGCUGGACGGGCUGAGCCUCGUGCUGAGCACCCGCGACAGCCUGGAAGUGGACGCUGACCUCCAGCGCCUCCUUUCCCUCUUCGAGAUGCUCCUCGCCCAGUUUGACCGGGUCAACCAAGUGACGGAGGACGUGUACCGCAUCGAGCACCAGCUGGAGGGCUCCCGGCGCCGCCGCGGCCGGAGGAGGCGCGCCCAGCCGGCGGAGGAGGACGUCCUGAGCAGGUUCUGUGCCGGCGGCACAGAGCGGGGGCCCUCGCCCGAGGUCUCCUCCGACACGGACCCGCAGCCCCCGCGGGACGCCCCGCUGUCCCCCCGCUCCCCCGCCGCCCGUGGCAGCCGGGCCUCUGUGCCCAGCCGGCUGCUCCGAGCUAGCCGAGGCAUCAGCGUGGCGGCUGCGGUGCUGCCCCCGCACAAACCCUACGCCGCUGUCGCUCCGGCGGCCAAGAAGAAGCGGCCGCUCCGGGCCAAGAACAGGGUGCACCCCGCUGGCAAGUAGCAGGCGGCGCCCCGGGAGGGCAGCGAGCGGCCGGGGAAGGGGUUUGCGAAGGGCGGGCUGCGCCUGCCGUGCAGACCUGGAGCCUCGGGAGCUGCCGCUUCCGAAAGCUCCCGCCGCGGCGGCCGCGCUGACGUCCCGCCGGGCGCUUCCAGCCUUGGGGCCUGGGGAGGAGGAGGAGGAGGAGGAGAAGGAGGAGGAGGAGGAGGAGGAGGCUGAGCCUUCCCCGCGGGGUAGGGCCGGGCGGCGUUCGAAAGUCGAGCCCCGGCUGCGAACAAACAAACAAACAAACAAACAAACAAACAAACAAAUAAACAAACCCCACUGGGCUGGGGGCUGGCGCAGGGCGGCCCCGGGAGGAAGCUCAGCUCCCUUCCCCGCUGGCUGUGCCGGCUGGGAAGGGCGAGAGGAGAGCCCCAGGCCUUGAAGGUUUUGAACUGAGUCUUGGAUUUUUGUUGACCAGUCACACUGUGGAGGAAAGCUACAGGUUUCAAGAAGAUAUUUAACCAAUUUUUUUUUUUUUUUUUAAGCAUAAAUAUAUAUAGAUAUAGAUAAACGAUAUCUACACCCAGAUCAGUUAAUUUCCAGUAUUGGCUACUUUUAUCCUCCGGAAAUUGGUACUAUUAUUUGUAUUUAAAGAAAUCCAAUAUUUAAAACGAAUGACAUUGCGAGCUGCAGCCAGCUGCCAGCCCUGCUCCCUGGCCAGGCUCGGAGGGGAUAUCGAGCAGCAGCUCAGCCCGAGGGGUGCGGAGGCCUCGGGCUGCUUUCAGCCUCCCUGCGCGUGGGGUUGCCGAGGUGCUGGCAUCGCUGCGGUCCCCCGCCCGCCAGCUUGGCUUUUCUAACCCAAGGAAUGUAUUGACGUAAGUAUAUGUAAUUUUUUUUUUUUUUUUUUUUCUUUCGGUUUACUUGUUCGUAUGUACUGCCCAGCACUUUAAACAAUGCUUUCCUCAGCUAACGAUGACACAAGCGAUCUAACAAGAACGGGAUAAUAUAUCACAAAAGCAGUAUUUUUUUUUUUUUUUUUUUUGGUUCGUUUGUUUAAAUCAGAAACUGAAAUGAGCACGUGCUGCUGAAGCGAACGCAGCCCCCAGCCCGAGGCAGCCGCGCCGCUACCUCCUGGCAUCUUCCCUACGAAAAGCACAAAAGCGUUGGGGGAGGCAGGUGAAGCCUUAACGCAGCUUUUGUUGGGGUCCCUCCCCCCCCCCCCCCCCCCCGGGGCUCCCCGUGCGCUGGGCCUCAGCUGGGCUGUGCUCCCCGUGCCCGGCCAGGGGCUGGAGCCUCCCCAGGGCCCACGUUCGCUUCGUCACCACCAUUUCACCUUAUGGAUAGUGUAAGUAAUUUAUAAUGGGUGUUUUUGGUUUUUUUUUUGUUUGGUUUUUCUUUUUUUUUUUUUUUUUCAAAUGUAUAUAUUUUUGUAUGUUUGCUAUAUUUUCAUAGCAUCGGUAACGUGUUUGAAACAUGUAGAUAGGAGACAGAAUACUAUUGUCAGAGUUAUUUAAAGGAUGUAUUAAGUGCUUCUUCCUGGGAAUGUCCCAUGUAUAUAAGUGUGAGGUGUCUGUGUGCGUGUGGUGCGUGUGCUCCCCCCCCCCAGCUGAGGUGGGGCCGGGAGCCCCGCAGGGUGCUGGGGGGGGGGUGCAGGAAGGCUGAGGGGGGGGUUGCUGAGAUGCUUCAGGCAGCGAGAGCAGAAUAAUUGGGGUCAGGCUGGUGGUCCUGGGGGGGGGGGUGUCGUUGCAGACAGUGCUAAUCUGAUCCCAUCACUUCCUGAGCCUCCCCCCGCUGCUCCCAGCACCUCGUUCUGUUUGUUAGAUACUUUAAAAGAUUUCGUUCCAGCUGUCUGUGUGCUCCAGGCACCUGCCCGCGGCCCUUGGGGGUGGCUGAAGGAGGGUGCAGGAGGAUUUGGGGCGCUCGGUGGUGGUGGCUUUGGGGCUGCUGUAAGUUUGUGUUGAAAAAGGCCGUUGCUGCGCGGGACGGAUGCUGGGGGAAGGUCGCAGAGGGAGAAAACAAAACGUGCUGGGGCUUGGAGCUCACCAGAAGUGAGGUGGUUGAAAGAGCGGAUCGCACAGAGAGAAGGAAGGUGCAGAGGAGAGAAAACUAAUAACUAGUAACCACGAAGCUUUGGUAAGGGGAAGGAAAGGCGGGCGGGAGAGGCUGAGGGAAGGGCCUGGAGCGCAGCAGCAGUAGUUGGGGGAUUCCAGCUGGGUGGCAGCGGGUGCCUGGAGCAGCAGCGAGGGCCCCAGGGCCGGCUCAGGUGCCGAAGGGAGCAAGCGUUGUGCGCUGGGCAGAGAGGAGUUGUUACUCCUUUUACAAACAGCUCCACCUGCUCCAGAAUUCUCCCGGUCUCUAAAACUGGGGUUCAAGCCAGAGGUUUAAAAAUUUGGCCUUGUAGUUUUUAGUUCCUUCUACUCGCCCCAGCGGCGCAGCCCCCAGGCUCAACUCUGGCAGAUGCUCACGAUUCUUUUCUCGGCCCAGGCACGGUGCUGGGGCAAGUGCCUGCAAACCCCCCUGGGGCAGCCAGAGGAGCAGCCGGGGGAGGCACCAGGUACAGGGCUGGGGCUGAGAACGGCGCUGGGCACGCGGCUGCGGUUGCUCUUCCGCUGCGUCCUCCCUGGGGCUCGGGAGGACUAAAAAGCAAAACACACCAACUGCCCCCCAAGAGCCCCAUUUAACCUCCAGCUCCAGCCCUUUCCUGCCGCAGGGGAGCAGCCUGGGUAGAUCCAGCCACCCCCGAGGGCCCUGGGGAAACGUUCUGUGAGGAGAAUUGAACCAAGCAGGUCUUGGACGGCUCUUGCGCCUUCAAGAGCCGAAACGCUCAGUUCGGGAGCCACCCCCGGGGCUGGCGUUCGCCCGGUUAAAAGAGGGUGGUGAGAGGAGUUACCUGCUGCGGCGGGAGGGAGGCGAGAGGCCCCGGCUGCUCCAACCAGCCUUGAAUAAGCUAAGGGGAGGCGAGCGGGCGGGCGGGCCACGGCUGCUCCCCAAAUGAAGCACCAGGACUUUUGGCCCCACAAAAGUCCGUCCCUUACCCAGCUCGCUCUGCCCGCGUGUGAGUGUGACUGGAUGCGUGUGACUUACCAAGUGCUUCUUCUAAUCAAAGAGGAGCAGAAUCAGGAUAGGACAACCGCCCUACUUCUGCCCUUCCCUCCGAGUACGGAGAGCAGCUCUGGAACCCGCAGUUGUUUCUUGAAAAAAGCCCAACACCUCCGCGUGGGCCCACGGGCGCCCCUGACAGCUUUCAAGCAAGCGUAGUUCUCUUAUUUGUGCAAACUCGAGCAGCACUCGCGGGGUUCCGUCGCUGUCCCACGCCUACAUGCACUUCGCUGCAGCCCGAGUUCCUAGGCACGGAGUUAGACCCUCGACAGCAAUAAACUUGACUUGCAGCCCUAGCCCGUAAAUACUCCUGAAUGUAUAUUUCUGUGUUUGUAGUCACCAAGAGAUGGUUUCUUAUUUAUUGUCUUGUCUCACAAAGAUGCAACACUCUCAAGCUGCUUAAAUAAAAAACCUUAUCCAUUAGUUAAAAAGGGAGAGGGAGGGAUUUACACAAGUGCUUUUUUUUUUUAAAAAAAAAAAAAAAAAACAAAAAACAAAAAACCCCAAAACUGAUGAUUGUGACCAGUAUGCCAACUGUUACUGUCUGGUCAGCAUUUCACUGCAAACAAAAAUAGCAUGUUUUGUAACUGUGGGGAUGUUUCUUAAAAAAUGACAAGGUCAAAUAAAAGCUGACUGCUAGGA
Messenger RNA from Tyto alba (common barn owl), 16936 nucleotides. It is a transcript of the gene PKD1, whose product is annotated as polycystin 1, transient receptor potential channel interacting. The record is from RefSeq and is a predicted model, not a curated record. Gene Ontology annotation, cellular component: membrane. Lineage: Eukaryota; Metazoa; Chordata; Aves; Strigiformes; Tytonidae. Gene Ontology annotation, biological process: kidney development. The transcript has 46 exons. Gene Ontology annotation, molecular function: protein binding. The coding region runs from base 50 to 13213 and encodes 4387 amino acids.